GUCACAUCACUGCGUCAGCAAAGGGAGGAUCGCACUAUGCUGCUGCAGCUCGGUACAUCUGCUACUGUUAAUAACGGCACCACAACUAUAUAGUGUUGUUAACAGCUUGGAAGUCUGAAUAUAAAUGACAAAAUCUACACUCCCUCUAUAGUUCUUUGAGGAACAGAUACGGAGAACUGUCUUUUUGUAAAGGACAGACUUUCUUAUUUUACUGUCUUCUUCCUGAGACUGGUGAUGGCGACUACAGAUCCGAGGGAUGGGCUGAUGUGCUCCAUCUGCCUGGGCAUUUCUACAGAUCCUGUAAAACUGGGAUGUGGACAUAACUUCUGCCAAGUCUGUGUUGAUCGUGUUCUGGAUACACAGGAGGGAUCUGGACUUUAUGCUUGUCCUGAGUGCAGACCAGAGUUUCAGAAGCACCCUGCAUGGUACAGAAAUAAAAUUCUAUGUAACAUACCAGAGUAUAUCCUGUGUACUAACCCAGAGCUGGAGGAGACUGGGAUCUUCUGUACUUAUUGUAUUAACUCUUCUGUAUAUGCUGAUAAAUUCUGUCUGAUGUGCGAAGCUUUUCUGUGUGAGAGUCACCUGAGAGUACACAGCAAGUCAGAGGAACACAUCUUAUCUGAUCCCAGAACUACCUUGGAGAACAGGCAGUGCUCCAUCCACAAAAAGGCUCUUAGAUAUUAUUGUACUGAUGAUGAUGCAUAUAUCUGUGUUUACUGCACAUCCACACAACAUAGUGGGCACCAGGUGGAGUCACUGAUUGAUGCUUCGGUGAAGAAGAAGGAGAAGCUAAGACAUAUUCACAAGGAACUGGCCUCAAAUAAAUCAGAGGUUGACGAAAGAGUCCAAAGUCUGCAGAAACAAAAUAUAGUACUUCAAGAAAAAGCAGGUUGCCUUACUGAGAGAGUUAAUUCCCUGUUUACAGACAUUAGGAAACAAGUGGAUGGUCUUGAGGAGAGAGUACGGAGUGAGAUCUCCAGACAGGUAGACCAGGCUUCACUACCACUGCGUGAUCUAAUCCAGCAGCUGGAAAUAAAGAAGGAUGAGCUGUCUAGUAAGUUGCAUCACAUUGAGGAGCUGUGUGACUUAACUGAUCCACUAACUGUCUUACGAGAAGAAGUAUCAGAGAGAGACAAUUGUUUUUACAGUGAAUGCCAAGAGAUAAAUCAUAAAUGUUCAGCAGCUGUGUGUAACCUGGAUGAGGAGCUAAUAUCACAUACUUUACAAACAGGUUUAUCUGAAAUUGUGAUUGCUGCUUAUAAAGGAAUCCUCCUAAAGGAGAGGUCAGAAAUAUUACUGGAUGAGAACACCGCUGGGAAUAAUUUAGUUGUCUUAACUGAUUUAAAAUCAGUCUACUGGACAGAAAUACACCAGCAUCGCCCCAAAACACCACAACGAUUCAAAGAUCAUCAAGUCUUAAGCAGCACUAGUUUUUCUACAGGCCGACACUUCUGGGUGGUAGAGACCAGUAAGUCAGGAAACUGGAGGCUAGGAAUGUCAUAUCCCAGUAUAGCCAGAAAAGGAUUUCGGUCAUACAUUGGAUGUAAUAGGAAGUCCUGGGGUUUCUGCAAAUGGAACAGUCAAUACUCAGUGAUGCAUGGCUGUAAAGAAAUCAAGUUGUCUAACAAGUUUUCCUGUAACCGAUUUGGCGUAUAUCUGGACUAUGAGGCUGGGCAGCUGUACUUUUAUGAGCUGUGUGACCCAAUCAGACACUUACACACCUUCACCACCACCUUCACUGAGCCCCUUCAUGCUGUCUUUAGAGUCUGGCUGGAUUCCUAUGGUGGAGCUUGGAUAAUAUUGAGGAGUAAUGAUUAGUGAUCACUAGCAACUCUCUGUUUUAGAUAACAUUCUGGGGGGAAUUUAUCAAACUGCGGUUUUGUGGGAGGUUCUAAACCCACCACACAUUGCAUUUACUUUCUAGCUGGGCGAUUCUCUGUGAUACACAAAUUCAAGCGACAUACUUCUCCAAAAUACCAAGAUUUUAGUGGGUCUUAAGUUAUAGGGUAAGGCAUUGCUACUAAGCAAUUAAGAGUUCAUAUAACAACAAUAUCUCAACAGACCAGUUUAAAAGACAAAUAAAUUAAAAGCGUGUGAUGCAUGGGACUUUAUGUUCACUUUCUGGAGACUCACCCAGCUGCACACCCUAAGGUUUCUUACCUUGCAGAUGGAGGCUGAAACCUGAACUGCGGGGGGGAAAUAUUUUUUUUUGUGAAUGGCAAGAUAGCUGAAACUACAUUCAAAUCAUAAGAGGGGGCACAAUAGAAAUAUCAAUAAGAAGGCCAAUCAUAAUUUAGUGACUAUUAAUGUCUACUGGACAACUUUUAUGUUCUGAAUAGCGCAACAGCUUAAACCCCAUGCACGUUGAGCUAUCUUACCUACCAGAAGCAGUUCUAAAGUAUAACCUGCUUUUUUUUUUGGUGUACCUUUGCCUAUGAUGGGUGAAAUGUUACAGUUUUUUUUAAAAACGUCAAUAAUUUAAAAUGCAAAACAAAUCUGGUUUUGCCUUUUAAAUUAUUGACAUUUUAAUAAAUUGAGCAGACUCACUGGAAUUGCACAUUACCUGUAUUACCUCUCUGUGGGGGCAGGUUAAUACAUAGGGGUCUAUUCAUGAAGCAGCGAAAACAGUUGAGAAACAGACCAGUGGAGAAGUUGCCCAAUCAGCAUCUCUCUUACAUUUCAUAAAAUGUGUUUGAGAAAGACUACAUUCAAAGCUGAUUGGUUGUCAUAGGCAACUUCUCCACUGGUGAUUUUCGCCACUCUUUUCACUGCUUCAUGAAUAGACCCCAUAAUCCUUAUACUACCUUGGGACGCAGCACUCGGCUUAAAUUCUCCUCCCUGUAUAAGCAUGUCCCCAACCUCCCAUUGGCUUUUAAGACUGGAGUCUGGGAGCGGACUUAUACAGGAAGGAGAUUUGUAGCUGAGUUCUGAAUCCUGAGUACUGCAACUAUGAUCCACAGCGCUGCUUAUACCCGGGGACAGGCAGCCAUCACAUGUUUUAAAAAGACAUUUAAAGUACUUAAAGCUUAUGUAAGGCAGCCGAAGACCAACAGUGGAAACCUGAUGGCCAGAAUCCGGAUGGAUCCCAGUAUGUAUUCUCACCGUACCCCUAACCCUAACUCUCUCCUCCCACAGCCUAACCAUAACCCUCCCCCUAGUGCUUACCACAAACCUGCCGUACUUGCCCCCGGUAUCUUUAGGGGAUUCUAUCGAUAUCCCACGGUCGAUCCUCUGACUUUGUCCCGACUGCUGGGAUUUUUACUGCAUCCCCUUGAAACUAUACAAAUGAUUUUUAGAUUAUACUCAUGUAUCAUGCUCAAUAUCUGUAGUACCAAUGAAGGUAUUGCAGCUUCUGUGGUUAGCAUAAGGUAAGUCCGGACCAGUAUAAUUGGGAAACGUAUGAUUUAUAAUGCAGUAUCUUUACGGCAGUUUAUAUAUGUAUUAAUAUCACUUGUAUAAUAUAUAUUGAUUAUAUUCAACUGAAUUUUUACUUUAUUUAGGUGGUGCUUUGAUUAAUUGUAUUACUGUGUAGUUAUUGUAAGUAUACUAAUAAUAUACAUGACAUGUCUAAAAGUAUGUGGACACUUGAACAUCAUAGCCAUAUGUGCUUGUUGAACAUCUCAUGCCAAAACCAUGGAGAUUAAUACGAAAUUUGUCUCUGCAAUUCUGUUACACCGACCUCCACUAUUCUGUGAGCUUCCCACUAGAUUUUGGAUCAUGGCUAUGGUGAUUUGCAUCCAUUACAUUGCUAGCAGUUGGGAUCCCUGUGGUCAGGAUACUGAUGCUGGAAUCCUGACCACUGACAAUGCCGCCAGCCGGAAUCCCAGCUAAGAGUGGCUAUUCCCACUCGUGGAUGUUCACGACACCCAUAGAGUGGGGAAUAGAACCUGUGGCGAGAGCAGCGAGCCACCGAGCCCGCAAGGGGCUUCGUUGCGCUCGCCCCCUGCCAGCAUUCUAGCAGCCGGGAUCCUUGCAUCAGUAUGCUGACCGCUGGGAUCCCAGCCGCCGGCAUCCCAUACCCAACGCGGUAGGAAAACCCAAGAAAACCAGCAACAUACCAUUAUUCCUCCAUCACAGUAACACCAUUUACAGUUGGACGGAAGCUUUAGCAGGAAAGGAAUUGACAAAUUGACCGUUGGAAAGGUGACAUUCUAUAACCGGUGCCAUGGAGAAUAGCACCACUCUCUAAAUCUACUGCUAAUGUGUGUCUAUAGAGAACUGCUUGGCUGUAUGCUUGAGUUUAUGCAUCCACGUACUUUUAGUCAGCACAUGAAAAUUGUAUCUACAAAAUAUGUUAUGAUUACUAUGCUUCAGUGCCGUAACUAGGCAUUUUAGUGCUGUGUGCAAGAAAUGGCAUUAACCCCCCCCCCCCCACCACCACCACCUUAUGUGAAACAUGGGCAUGUGCGCGCCAAAAAAUAGGGUCGUGGCUUCAUGGGAAAAGGGUGUGGACACAAAAAUAAUACCAAUUCAUACUACAGUGCACAGUAGUCUCCAUUAUUCAAAUUACACCACACAGUAGCGCCACUACACCGGGUAGACCCCCUUUUACACAUUACGGCAGUCAGCGUCCCCUUUUUACCACAUUACGGCAGUCAGCGUCCCCUUUUUACACAUUACGGCAGACAGCGUCCCCUUUUUUACACAUUACGGCAGACAGCGUCCCCCUUUUCACACAUUACGGCAGAGUCCCCCCCCCCAGUAAAUCCUGCGUUUGCCCCUGCAUUUACUAACCAGACAGGCAGCAUAGGCUCUUCCAAGUUCCAAAUUUGCGGAAGGGGGGCCGGGCUGCCGCUGGGCCAGAGAGAGCAGCAUCCCUGUCACACAGAUGCCGCUCAUCCGCAGCAGCAGCUGGUUCAGUGGGACACAGGCGGGCGAGCGGCAGCGGCGACUUCAGAGGAAGUUGGGCGGGCGGGCGAGCGGGCGGGCGGCGGCUUCAGAGGAAGUCAGGUGAGCGCUCGGCCGGCACCUUCAGAGGAAGUUGGGGCAGGUGGGCGGCACUGCUAUGCUUAUAUAUUGAGCAUACAUACUGUAUGGAAAAAUAUGUAGUCAAUUUAUUAAUCGAAUGUGUGGCUUUAUGUUAGCUGAAUAUUAACCAUAAUACUAGUAAGUGGUGGAUGGUGGAUGGGGGAAACCACAAAUCCUAUAGAAGGUAAAAGGCAUUAUGGGGGAGAUUCAAAUGUUUUGAAUAGUCAGUUGGGAGUCUGUUUUUUUUCAUAUCUAAAAGACAGGAAAAAACAGGACACCCAACCGAUGUUUCAAACAUUUGAAUUCCACCCUAUGGGGGAGAUUCAAAUGUUUGAAAAGUCGGUUGGGUGUCUGUUUUUUCCUGUCUAUUAGAUAGGAAAAACAGACUCCCAACUGGCUUUUCAAACAUUUGAAUCUCCCCCUAUGAAUGUUAUAUGCAUAUAUAUUGAUUAUAUUCAAAUUACUUUAUCCUUACAUAGUUAUAUUGAGAUUAUAGAAUUACUCUCUGAUAAUUGCACGUAUAUAAUUCAUAUAAAGUAACACCUGAAACUACUGUAUACAGAAGUGGUUCCCAAACGUUUUUUGAAUUAAGGCGCCCUAGAGUAUCAGAAUUAUUUUCACGACACCCUUAGAGCAAAAGUUUUUUUUUAUUGCAAAAGUUAUA
Messenger RNA from Pseudophryne corroboree (corroboree frog), 5632 nucleotides. Its product is annotated as nuclear factor 7, ovary-like. The coding region runs from base 235 to 1818 and encodes 527 amino acids. The transcript has a single exon. Lineage: Eukaryota; Metazoa; Chordata; Amphibia; Anura; Myobatrachidae. Gene Ontology annotation, molecular function: protein binding; zinc ion binding. The record is from RefSeq and is a predicted model, not a curated record.